CGCAGCGCAGGGUGCGCUCGGAGGCCGCAGGUCUUCUUGAGCUGAAAGGAUGAACAUUGGCAAUUGGAAAAUCACUGUCACUGACCUGAGCUUUAUACUGACUUCUGGAGUCCCAGUUGAUGUUGUUGGGCUUAUGAGUCUGCAGGAGUGUCCCCUGUCCCUGUCCAUGAUUUAGACAGCGGUUGGACAUGCAUCACUAGCGGGAUGGUCGGCCACCAAAGCUGCAAUGUCGUCCCUGACGACCUCCAGUGAGGGAGAGAACUCUGCUCCCAGGUUUGUUGUUGGUUCCAGAGAUGAUGAGACAGAAUUUCUGGGAUCAAACAUGAAGACAGACGAAACUGAUUUCUUUGAAGAUGAUGAAGAGGAGGAGUCGCCUCCAGAACGGCAGAUCGUGGUGGGAAUCUGUGCCAUGACCAAAAAGUCCAAGUCAAAGCCCAUGACACAGAUUCUGGAACGUCUGUGCAAGUUUGAGUACAUCACAGUGGUGAUCAUGGGGGAAGAUGUUAUUCUGAACGAACCAGUGGAAAACUGGCCCUCUUGUGACUGCCUGAUAUCCUUCCACUCCAAAGGAUUCCCCCUGGAUAAGGCAGUUGCUUAUGCCAAGCUGUGCAAACCAUUUCUGAUCAACGACCUUGAUAUGCAGUAUUACAUCCAGGACAGGCGUGAAGUGUAUCGGAUCCUUCAAGAAGAGGGAAUAGACCUGCCCCGCUAUGCUGUGCUCAAUCGAGAUCCCGACAGACCAGAAGAGUGCAACUUGGUGGAAGGAGAGGACCAUGUGGAGGUAAACGGAGCUGUGUUCCCAAAGCCAUUUGUAGAGAAGCCAGUCAGUGCUGAAGACCACAAUGUGUAUAUUUACUACCCGACAUCAGCAGGCGGGGGCAGCCAGCGGCUCUUCCGUAAGAUUGGCAGCCGCAGCAGCGUGUACUCCCCAGAGAGCAGUGUGAGGAAAACAGGCUCCUACAUUUAUGAGGAGUUCAUGCCUACGGAUGGCACGGAUGUGAAGGUGUACACUGUUGGGCCGGACUAUGCCCAUGCGGAGGCUCGCAAAUCCCCUGCUUUGGAUGGCAAAGUGGAACGGGACAGUGAAGGGAAGGAAAUUCGUUACCCAGUCAUGCUGACUGCCAUGGAGAAACUCGUUGCCCGUAAAGUCUGCGUAGCCUUUAAGCAAACCGUGUGCGGGUUCGACCUCCUGCGGGCCAACGGCCACUCCUUUGUCUGUGAUGUGAACGGCUUCAGCUUUGUGAAGAACUCCAUGAAGUAUUAUGAUGACUGUGCCAAAAUCCUUGGAAAUAUAAUCAUGAGGGAGUUGGCUCCCCAGUUUCAUAUCCCCUGGUCCAUCCCAACAGAGGCAGAAGACAUCCCCAUUGUCCCCACUACUUCAGGCACCAUGAUGGAGCUUCGCUGUGUUAUUGCAGUCAUCCGGCAUGGAGAUCGCACCCCGAAGCAGAAGAUGAAGAUGGAAGUGAAACAUCCCCGGUUCUUUGAAUUAUUUGAGAAAUAUGAUGGUUACAAGACAGGGAAGUUGAAGUUGAAGAAACCAGAGCAGCUACAGGAAGUGCUGGACAUUGCACGGCAGCUUGUGGUGGAGCUGGGAACCCACAGUGAUUGUGAAAUUGAGGAGAGGAAAUCCAAACUGGAACAGCUGAAGAGUGUCUUGGAGAUGUAUGGACAUUUUUCUGGCAUUAACCGUAAGGUUCAGUUGACCUAUUUGCCUCAUGGACAUCCAAAAGCUGUGAGUGAAGAUGAAGAAGCUCGCCGAGAGUCCUCCCCCUCCCUUCUCCUGGUGCUUAAGUGGGGAGGAGAGCUGACCCCGGCAGGAAGAGUCCAGGCUGAGGAGCUGGGGCGAGCCUUUCGCUGCAUGUAUCCUGGAGGCCAAGGUGAUUACGCUGGUUUCCCUGGCUGUGGCUUGCUCAGGCUGCACAGCACUUACCGCCACGAUCUCAAGAUCUACGCCUCGGACGAGGGGAGAGUUCAGAUGACAGCAGCAGCUUUUGCAAAGGGUCUGCUGGCCCUGGAAGGAGAGCUGACCCCCAUCCUGGUGCAGAUGGUGAAAAGUGCCAACAUGAAUGGUCUGCUGGACAGUGACAGUGAUUCCCUUAGCAGCUGUCAGCACAGAGUGAAGGCGCGACUGCAUGAAAUCAUGCAGAAGGAUGCUGAGUUCUGUGAAGAGGAUUAUGAAAAGCUAGCACCUACAGGCAGUGCUUCUCUGCUCAACUCCAUGACCUUUAUCCAGAACCCAGUUGAGGUCUGUAACCAGGUUUUCACCCUGAUUGAGAAUCUCACCUCCCAGAUACGGAAACGUCUGGAAGACCCAAAAUCUGCAGACCUGCAGCUGUACCACAGUGAGACUUUGGAACUGAUGCUGCAACGCUGGAGUAAGCUGGAGCGAGAUUUCCGCAUGAAGAAUGGGCGCUAUGACAUCAGCAAGAUCCCUGAUAUCUAUGACUGCAUCAAGUAUGAUGUACAGCACAACUGUGCACUGAAACUGGAAGGCACAACGGAACUCUUCAAGCUCUCCAAAGCCCUGGCAGAUGUGAUCAUACCCCAGGAAUAUGGGAUUAAUAAGGAGGAGAAACUGGAGAUUGCUAUUGGCUUUUGUCUUCCUCUCAUUAAAAAGAUCCAGCUGGACCUACAGAGAACUCAUGAAGAUGAGUCUGUCAACAAACUACAUCCAUUGUACUCAAGAGGAGUUCUGUCACCGGGUCGCCACGUUCGGACGCGGCUGUACUUCACCAGUGAGAGCCAUGUGCACUCCCUGCUCAGCAUCUUCCGCUACGGGGGGCUUCUGGAUGAAAACAAAGACCAGCAGUGGAAGAGAGCCAUGGACUAUUUGAGUGCUAUCUCAGAGCUGAACUACAUGACCCAGAUUGUUAUCAUGCUCUACGAGGACAACAACAAGGACCCCUCUUCAGAGGAGCGUUUCCAUGUGGAGCUGCAUUUCAGCCCUGGCGUCAAGGGCUGCGAGGAGGACAGGAACAUCCCCACGGGGUUUGGCUUUCGGCCAGCCUCAGCAGAGAACGAGGACAAGAAAGCAGACCAAGGCAGCCUAGAGGACCUGUCGAGUGCGAAGGGCAGCGAUGAGCCAGACCGUGCUCGGCAGAAGUCCCCGCAGCCCGCGGAGCCCGUCAGCAUCCAGCGAAGGUCACCGCUGGUCAGGAGCCGGAAAACGGGAUCCAUGGAGGUGCUGUCUGAAUCUUCUUCUAAAUCAGGAGGUUAUCGCCUCUUCAGCACUUAUUCCAGGCAGUCUUCUGAGAUGAAGCAAAGUGGAUUAGGGUCACAGUGCACCGGGCUGUUUAGCACCACUGUGCUGGGAGGCUCCUCCAGUGCCCCCAACCUCCAGGACUACGCACGCAGCCAUGGCAAAAAGUUUGCCAGCAGCCUGACAUACAAAGACGAGCUCUUGUCUAUGCCAGCCGUAAAACGAUUUUCUGUGUCGUUUGCAAAGCAUCCGACUAAUGGUUGUACCAAGUUCCAGCCUUUUGUAAGACACGCUGUAAAGCAGUUGCCCCUGCUCCAAAUACGAUCGGAUGAAACCGGGCAUCAUGUUUCUCCCAAAACCCCAACUGGUAUUUCUGAUGGCAAAGUGCUUCUUAAUCAAGAAAACAAAGACAGGGGUCCAGCAGAUGUGUUGGAGCACCAGCACGUUGCCCAGUUGCUACGCCGUUUUUCCUCUGACUGUGCCACGAGCCGGACCAUCUCCUUGGAUGCCACCCUAGCCCAUCACCUGCAGCAGUGCUCCUACCACCUGCGCCUCUUCAGGAGCUGGCUGAUCUCAGGGCAGGAUGACUUGGAGUGUCUUUACGGUUUUGAAGGCUGUUCCAUGGUUCCCACCAUCUAUCCCCUGGAGACCCUGCACAACUCCCUCUCUUUGCGGCAGGUCAACGAGUUCCUGACAGCCGUGUGCAGGAGCUGCAGCGAGUCGCAUGUCCAGUCCACCGCAGCUUUGUUUGAUUCAAUGAUUGGGAGCCAGAUACCAGGAGACCCCUUUAUGUCCCAGCGAAUCCUGUCGUCAUCGUCCCUGCCACUGCGCCAGCGUUCGGAUAAGCCCCCUUGGUACAGCAGUGGCCCCUCCAGUACCGUCUCCAGUGCAGGCCCGUCCUCCCCAACUUCUGUGGACAACUGUGCUCGUUUCAGCUUCACUGAGAAACUUUCCAUCAGCCCCCCAAAAAGUGAGGAGCAGCUGACUAGCCAGUCCCCUGAGCAGGAAGAGAGUCAAGCUCCACGCAGAGGGCUUGACAUGCAGGAGGGCUUGUCUGGGCUGUCAGUAGCAGAGCCAAGUGCCCCAGAGACCCUGAUCUGGAAUAAGGGCCCAGAGCCAGGCAGGAUUCUGGAGCUGUGCAAGAAGGAGCUGGCAGGGGAGGAUGCUGACCCAGAAGAGAAGAACAUGGGGGAGCCGGAUGAAGAAAAAUCAUCUGUGGAAAUGUUAGAGCCAAGUAACAUAGGAAACCCAAAGUGUGAAGGGUUUGACCUGAGGCUGGUUGGGGAGACAGUGAAGCCAGGUGAGGGGUCUGUCAGGGGAAUGACUGGCCUGGAUCAGUCGGGACUGUCCAAGGAGAUCCUGGUGCCCUGUGAAGAGGAGCUGCUGGGAGAGGUGUUGGACCCAGAGCAUACAGGCAAGGAGCUGCCGGGGGACAGCGCUCUGUCAGACCAGCUUCUCUCUGGUCACCUGUGCCAGGUGCAGCCACUGUCUCCUGAGAAGAAUGUGGAGGAACUGCAGCUGCUGUGUCAGAAGGAUCAGCAAAUUUAGUGGCUUACUGGACAGCACACUGGAAGCACUUCUAAGCCCAAAAGCAGCCCGGCCUCCUGCAUGGCACCUCACGCAGCUGGAGGUCCGUAGCAGAGAAGAAGCCACUUCCCAGGGCCUCAGGACUCUGUGGUGUGGAAGAGAUUGCUUUGCUCCUCCACAAGCCAGCUCUUUGCCAUUCAGCAAGAAUGUUUGCCUCAUUAAAUGAACAACAAUGCAGUCAUGGUACUGGCAUGGCACCUCCAUGGAGCAGGGACAUGGUGCCGCACUGGUGUCCCAAGGGCUUUGUGCUCACUGGGACAGCAGCAUUAGAGGACUGGUACAGCCAAGGCUUUUAGGGUGGUAAGUCCAAAGGGGACAGAUCCUCCCUGGUGACCUUUUGGCCCACAGCCUUCAGAAAAAGGCAUUCUGGGCCCAAAUUAAUCGGAUCCAUCACAACCACCAACCUCCUCUCUGUUUCUUCCUUCUUCCUGUCUCAAUUCCCAUUGUUGGCCACCAAAAUCAGGUCCAGAGAGUCCAUGGUAGGAAAACUAGCAGAAGCAGAAAGCAUUCUGAAUGAAUGUGGAAAAGAAGGGUAGUGAGGGCAUCAGGUUUGACUGCCACUUGCAAGGAAACAUCCCUUUGCCAUGGCCUUGGAUGUUUCCCUGCUGGGCUGGGGCAGGCAGGAGCCUGUGGAUCCAGCCUGAGAGAGGUGUGCAGGGAAGACACAGUUGUUUUUUUUUUCUCAUCCCCAAGGAUCAGGCAGGGUACAGCUCUGAGGUCUUGGUGACAGGGAUUAAAAGAAACCGCUAUUUUGAUAAUUCAGGACUAUUAGAAACCAAUAAGGAGAAAUCUUUAUUAUAUAAAAUGAAAAGUAUUUAAUGGAUAUUUAUGUAAAUGCCUUGUGAGCACAAGCCUGAGGGCGAGAUUGAUACGGGUGUCCCUGCCGCAUCCUGAGUGCCGGCCGGGGCUGUGCUUCCCACUCCUCCUGUAUUUAUGGACAAGUCUGCGUGUCUGUCUGUAGCUAGGAUCUGUGUUUUUGUGAAGCUGUGCCCAAAGAUCUCUAUGCUGUGUUGUGACAAUGUGUGUUCACAGUAAAUCUAUGCUGUGGGUCCAGUG
Messenger RNA from Pyrgilauda ruficollis (rufous-necked snowfinch), 5842 nucleotides. RefSeq names its product diphosphoinositol pentakisphosphate kinase 1 (gene PPIP5K1). Bases 227 to 4747 code for a protein of 1506 amino acids. The record is from RefSeq and is a predicted model, not a curated record. The transcript has 33 exons. Gene Ontology annotation, biological process: inositol phosphate biosynthetic process; inositol metabolic process. Lineage: Eukaryota; Metazoa; Chordata; Aves; Passeriformes; Passeridae. Gene Ontology annotation, molecular function: diphosphoinositol pentakisphosphate kinase activity; 5-diphosphoinositol pentakisphosphate 1-kinase activity; inositol hexakisphosphate kinase activity. Gene Ontology annotation, cellular component: cytosol.